Dermatophagoides pteronyssinus (European house dust mite) is the source of this 2560-nucleotide messenger RNA. Its product is annotated as nuclear respiratory factor 1-like. NCBI's taxonomy places the organism in Eukaryota, Metazoa, Arthropoda, Arachnida, Sarcoptiformes, Pyroglyphidae. Gene Ontology annotation, molecular function: DNA-binding transcription factor activity. Gene Ontology annotation, biological process: regulation of transcription by RNA polymerase II. The record is from RefSeq and is a predicted model, not a curated record.
AUUGGUCAAAUAUACAAACAUAUACAAAUCAAAAUAAAUGAAGAAUUUGAUUUUAUGUAAUGCGCAAGAUAUUACAUCAUCGACAACAACAACAACAUCAUCGGUACCAUUAUCAUUAGCUACAGCAACGGUAACCGGUACAAUAGCUACAAUAACAACAAACGGAAAUACAAAUUUAAAUUUAAUAAGUAUCAACGAUACAAAUAAUAAUCCAACAAUAAUAACAACACCAACAACCAUAACGGUUGCUGAAACAUCAACAGUGGCGGCCAAUACUGUACCAACAAUAUUAUCUAAACAACCAUUAGGUACAAAGAAAAGAAGACUGAUGAAGAAUAAACAGCAACAGCAGCAGCAGCAACAACAACAACAGCAACAAGAAUCAUUAAAUCAUUCGGAUGGUGCUGGUACUGGUGUUGGUGGUGGUAAUGCUAAUCAAUCUGGUGAAAUUGAUGAUCUAAGUGAUGGAUCAUCAUCAAUUGAAAGUGACGAUUUUGAUGAUAGCGAUUUAUUAUCGGGUACAGCAAAUGAUGAAAUAACAGCUCAAUUAGCAGCUGCUGGUCCGGUUGGUAUAGCUGCAGCUGCAGCAAUUGCAACAGCAAAAAAACGUAAACGACCACAUACAUUCGAAACUAAUCCUUCGAUUAGAAAAAGACAACAGACUAGAUUAUUAAGAAAAUUAAGGCAAACAAUUGAUGAAUAUACAACCCGUGUUGGUCAACAGGCAGUCAUUUUAAUAGUCACACCAGGAAAACCUCAAAAUAAUUUCAAAUGUUUUGGUGCACGUCCAUUAGAAAGUGUGAUUCGACAAUGUCGUUCAAUGGUUAUGCAAGAAUUAGAAACAGCAUUAGCUCAUCAUGCACCACCACAAGUCAAAGAAGAUCCAUCAUUACAUGAAUUGCCCCCUCUAGUCGUUGAUGGUAUUCCUACACCAGUUGAAAAAAUGACCCAAGCCCAAUUGAGAGCUUUCAUACCUUUGAUGUUGAAAUAUUCAACGGGCCGAGGUAAACCUGGUUGGGGAAAAGAUUCUACACGGCCACCUUGGUGGCCACAAGAUCUCCCUUGGGCUAAUGUUCGUUCGGAUGCCCGAAAUGAUGAAGAAAAACAAAAAGUAUCAUGGACACAUGCUCUAAGACAGAUUGUCAUUAAUUGUUACAAAUAUCAUUGCCGUGAAGAUCUAUUGCCAGCAUUCAGUGAAGAUGAUGAAAAGAAUACCGGUACUGCCGGAACUAGUUCAUCACAAACAAAAGAGAAGGUGAAAAUUCGUAAUACAACAACAUCUACGGUGACCACAACAUCAACACAACAGCAUCAACAGCAACAGCAGCAUCAUAGUAACAUAAAUAUGGCUAAUAUAGCUAAUGCAAACAUCACAACAGUACCGAUUACAGCAGAUUCAGCCAGUUUAGCUUCACAGGGCAUAAACACAUUAUAUGCACAGCCUAUUGCAACACAUUAUACACCUAUGGUUCAAACGAUAAAUAAUCCGGAUGGAACUGUUUCGAUUAUACAAAUGGAUCCAGCAACAGUAGUUGCCAUUUCCGAUGGUAAUGGUGGUGUUCGAACACUUGGUCAGCUUAGGUUUAAUACGACUGGUGCAGAUGGCAAUCAAGGUGUACAAACAUUGGCCGAAUUAGCUACUGGCCAAGAUCAUGAACGUGUUGCACAAUUAGGUACUGUUGAUUUAGGUGGUGAAGGUACAACACAAGCUGUAUCAUUGGCCGAAGCAACCAUUAGUCCUGAUGGUCAAAUUAUUUUGACCGGUGAAGAUGGUACACAAAGUACUUUCCCAAUGUCUGGAAUGGUUACAAUACCUGUAUCAAUGUAUCAAACAGUUGUUACAAAUCUAAAUUUACAAGGCGAUAAUAGUAUACCGAUAACAAUGUCGGCAAUAACUGGUACAAAUCAAUUAGAAGCCGGUAAUGAUGAAAAUGAUGAUGUUAAAGCUGUUUUGAAUGGCCAAAAUGCAAUCCGUAUUACAACAGCUACAAAUGAAGGAAAUAGCUAAGCUAAAUAUUUGAUUAUUUGAUUUUUUUUUCUGUUCUUUGGUUCGUUUCGUUCCAAUCAUCAUCAUCAUCAAUAUUAUCAUCUUAUUUUGAAAUGAAAUCAAUCUAUAUUUAAUUAAUUCAUAAUUUUGAAGCAUACAACAAAAUCAACAACAACAAAAUAGACACAAACACACACAGAGACCUCAAUUGAAAUUUAUUGAAAAAAAAACAUCGUACAUAUACAAAACAUAUAUAAACAUCAUCAUCAUCAUCAUCAAUAUUAAUUACAAUAAUAACAAAUUCACAAUAUUAACUAUUUCUCAAAAUCCAUAUGAUUAACAUUUUUUUCAUUAUUAUUAUUAUUAUUAUUCAUUGAUUUUCAUAGAAAAUUUUUUUUUUCACCUCAUCACCUCAUCGAAGAAUUCAUAUUUGUUUGUUUUUUCCUAAUUAUUAUUAUUUUUUCAUUUCAAUUUUUUUUCUCUUUUUGCUACCAAACAUCCACACGUUCAUCUGUUUUGUAAAUCAUCAUCAUCAUUGCCAUUCAAAUACAAAAAAAAAAUCCGCUUCCUCCC